Molecule: messenger RNA, 5036 nt
Organism: Nicrophorus vespilloides
Lineage: Eukaryota; Metazoa; Arthropoda; Insecta; Coleoptera; Silphidae
Product: ras-responsive element-binding protein 1-like
Exons: 5
Coding region: 334-4923 (1529 amino acids)
Biological process (GO): regulation of transcription by RNA polymerase II
Cellular component (GO): nucleus
Molecular function (GO): RNA polymerase II cis-regulatory region sequence-specific DNA binding; DNA-binding transcription activator activity, RNA polymerase II-specific
Source: RefSeq, a predicted model, not a curated record
UUGUGUUUGUAGACGCGGAUCGAAUGGGUCCUGGGAAAAGGAUUGUUCCUGGCUACUUCUUUUCAUCGAAAUCAAAAACAAACAAAUAAUAACGAUAAAACCCUUCCGGGUGGAUCGUCUGAACCGUCCGAAAGUGACCUGAAUGUGACCGUCAGACGAAGGUGAGGUCUCCUUUUCCGCCCUGACCGUAAGGAUAUUCUAAAUGAGGUCAGAUUGUCGACGAGGUCAAAGGGCGCUCGAAUAUGCGUAGGCAGGUAUAAAAACGGUGGCCAGACCUGCAACGAAGAAUAAGUAAGGAAAAAUAAAGGAAGAAAUCCCAAGUGAAAGAUAGCAAUGGAAUCAGUAAAGCAAAUGGGUUGUCCGUUAUCAUCUGGGCACGCGUCUCCAUCGUCCGGGACACAUCUUAUUGGAAUGUUGGACUUUAGUGAUUUCGAAAUGCAAGGUGUACUCUGCAUGCCCCCAAGACAAUUCGGCUGCGGCUCACAGGAAAAAAUUGAUGAAACAAGGAUGGAUGAACCAUUAACCAAAGAGAUCAACCAAAGUGAUUCGGGUAUUUUCUCGGCCACAAGCAACACCACCUGCACGGAGGAGACUUCUUGCAGGACGCACGACAAUGAUUCCGGCGAUAACAGAUCGGAUUGCAGUUCUCCGGAUAAAAAAUACUUUUGUCCGAUCUGCGAGACGAUGCUCACCUCCCAGCAUGAAUUCACACUUCACAUAAGGUGUCACAAUAACGAUACGGAGACGCAAGAUCCGGAGAAGGGUUACACCUGCAAGAUCUGCUUCAAAGUGUUGAGCUCUAGUUCGAGUCUGGAUAGGCACGUUUUGGUGCACAGCGGCGAGAGACCAUUCACGUGCAAAUAUUGCGGUGACACGUUCACGACGAACGGCAACAUGCAUAGACAUAUGAGGACGCAUAAGACGGAGAACUAUGAAUCGGAUGGAAGUACCGACAGCAAUACCAGUUCUGGUUCAAAAGGAAUCGAAUUCAACAAUAAUAAGAUCGAUCGUUACGAAGGCAAAAGGAAGCUGGAAGAUGACAGUUACAAAUUGCCGAGGAAACGUCCGCACCUGGAGGACACCUUCAAGUGUUUGGUCUGCGAUCGUGACGACUUCAGCACUCCGAAAGCUCUCGAAAUGCAUCUGGAAGAUAACCAUCCCGAUUAUCCUGCUAAAUGUCACCAGUGCAAUCAGAUCUUCAAGAACCACAAGAUUCUCAAUUUUCAUAGAAACACCGUCCACGUCGAUGGAGAGAACGGCAAGAAGAGUUCCGUCGUCGGUUUCAAAGAUUUAACGUUUGUCGACUUCAGCAGCGAGAAAUUUCCGCACAUCGCGCGCGCCGAAUGCGAGAAGAAUCUGCACAAGGCAACUCCCGGUCUGAAGUUUCAGUGCGCGAAGUGCUCCCGGGCUUUCCCCUGCGAAAAGUCCCUCGACAUCCACACCAAAGAUUGCGGCAGUCUCGAUCUGAGCUGCGGCGGCAGCGAAAACUCCAUGGACAAGUCGCGGUUCAACGAGAACGAGAUCCGUCGCAGCGAUUUCUUUUCGCGCUUAGACCUUCAAGAUAACUCUUCGGAGAAAGCUUCUGCUUACGGCGAUUCGCCCAUCAAAUUACAGCAGCGUCUGUUAGAAACCAUGAAAUCCAUAGAUAACAGCAAAGACCUCGCCGAUAUCCAAUCCAUCAUCUCGUUGACGACGAACGGCAGUCUUCUGCAGCAGCUUCAAAAUAAAACUGCAGAAAUAGCACAGUUAAAUGAUAGCGACAGGACGGAGGAGGAGGAAUCACAAGAUGUCUUCGCCCAAGAGUUCAGAAGGAUGAAGCUUCGCGGUGAGUUUCCGUGUCGCCUCUGCACAGCGGUAUUUCCAAAUUUGAGGGCUCUCAAGGGCCACAACCGCACGCAUUUGAACAGCACGAACAACGGCACCUACAGAUGCAACAUGUGCCCGCAUUCUUCGAUUGAUAAGGCCGCCUUAAUCCGUCACAUGCGCACCCAUAACGGUGACCGUCCGUACGAGUGCGGCAUCUGUAAUUACGCCUUCACCACCAAAGCGAAUUGUGAAAGGCACCUUAGGAAUCGCCACGCGAAAAGCACCCGCGAAGAAAUCAAAAAAUCUAUCAUUUACCAUCCCUCCGAAGACCCUACCAAUGAGGAUAUCACUAAACAGAUGGAAAUGAAGAAGCUUAACAGCAGCACCAAUUCUAUCGAUUCCAUGGAUUUGGCGCCAGAGAAGAUGCGCAGCUCCACACCAAAAAUUCCGGCCUUCCCAGAUAUCCAAAAACCGGAUAUCCUUCCAAGCAAAGUCAUGCCGUUUCAAAGUAUUAGCGAAAUGAUCCGACCGACAGAAUCGAUCUCGCCUCAUCUCAAUCCGCUAAUGAAUUUCACGCCGAAAUUCACAAACACCUCGACUCCUCACAAAGUCAACCCGAAGAUUCAGGUUAAAAAUUUACAGACGCUCAAGGAAAUACCCGAGUACGAGUAUUCGGAUGAAGACGAUGAUGAUAAUGAUGAGCCAAUGGAUUUAGUUUUGGACUUGAGCAAGAAGAAGGGCGACGAAAAGGAGUCGGCCGAAGAUCUCACUAAAAAGAACGGAGAAGCUUUGAAUGUGAGUGAAAUCCUGACGCAGCAAUUGCUGAAAAACACUCCGAAAAUUGAUCCUCAUGCAGCGCUUUACGCCUCGCAAAUAUUUUACCGUAACAGCUUCCCGAAUUGGCCUGCAUUCCCAAUUAAUCCAUUACUCUUUACUCAACCUCCAUUAAUGCAAGAUUCUGAAAUGAAAGAACGUCUUCAGAGAUUGCAGUUGUGCGGUGGUAGUAUGAUUGGUAGCAUGGAUUUCGCCGAACGUCUUAAAAAUCUCUAUCAACCCAACCAAUUCCCUGGUUUCAACAUGAAACAUUCCGAAUCGAAAUCAAAGAAUCACGAGGAUAUUCAACCGCUCUCCUUGAACAUCGAAAACAACUACAGCGAUAACAUGAAACUGAAAAGUCCUGUGGUGCAACCGAAACCGGAAAUGCUGCAAUCUCCCAACAGCGUUAAGAUGGUCAUCAAGAACGGAGUUUUGAUGCCGAAACAAAAACAAAGACGUUACCGCACAGAAAGACCGUUCUCCUGCGAACACUGCUCGGCAAGGUUCACAUUAAGAUCGAAUAUGGAGAGGCAUAUCAAGCAGCAGCAUCCUCAGUACUGGUCGCAACGCCAGAGGUCGUCGGUGGGAAAUCCCGGCCGCAAACCGCAGCUGCUCCCGGCCACAAUCAAGAACAGCUUGUGCGAGCUUAGCAUUCCGAAUUAUGAAGUACCUAAGAUGCAGGAAUUCGAAGAAACCAAAGACACGAACACCAUUUCCGAUAAAUUGAAGUACGCGAUUUUGGCGCAGCAUUUGCGUGCGGCUCAAGAAAACAAAGUAGAGAAGAUUAAAGAGGAGGAGGAGGAGGAAGAUUGCGCUUUAAUCAUUGAUGAAAAUGAUGAAUCGCCCAAAAACGAAGUUGAGAGUCCGGUGAAUUUCAGUAAAACAAAAAUUUUGGAGGAGAAAUUGAAGGAGCUUAGAGAGAAGCAGCUGAUGAACGAGAAGAUGAUUAAGAGCGAAGAAGCUCAAGAUUUGGUGCCAGUUUCGAGGCUUUUGGAUAAUGCUUCACAGCAACCGUUCAAAGAUUACUUUCGUCGCGAUGGAGACGAUAACGAUGGAGAGUUGAUUAGUGAGGAGGAUGAAGAAGGAUUGGUUGCUAGUGGAAGCACCAGCGAAGGAAAUUCAGGCACCGACGAAAAUAGAUCGGAGGGUGAAAGCGCGUCGAAUCAACCCAUAAAGAAGAAGUCUGCAUAUUCUUUGGCGCCCAAUCGAGUGAGCUGUCCUUAUUGUAGUCGUAAAUUUCCGUGGACUUCGUCGCUGCGCCGUCACAUUUUGACACAUACCGGUCAGAAGCCUUUCAAAUGCAGCCACUGUCCUCUAUUGUUUACCACCAAAUCGAACUGCGAUCGUCAUCUGCUGAGGAAACAUGGAAAUUCUGCGACAACAAUUUCCAAUGAAACCAUUAAUAACAACAACUUCAUGAUGAGGAACGUUCCCGAGAGACCGUUCAAAUGCUCGAGUUGUCCGAGCAGUACGUUCUCCACGUACUCCAACCUGAAGAAGCACAUGAUCAGCAAGCACGGAGCUCAGGACGAUCGUCAAGGUUACGAAGCCGGAAGUUCCGAAGAUGAAAAGAAUAAUAGCGAUCAGAAGAGCGAUUGGGAGGCGCAGAUCUCGCACGGAAAGCAACUUCCGUUGCCGUCGCACGACACGAAUCAGGUCUCCAAUUCGGAUCUACCAUUCAAGUGUCACCUGUGUGACAGUUCAUUUGGUGAGAGGCAGGAUUGCUUGGAUCACAUUCGCGAUAAGCACGCAUCUGAAUACGAUUUACUGAUGUCGAAGAACGCUUUGGAUGCGAAUGCCUCGACGCCAGAUGAGGGCGGCAACCAUGAAGAUGAGGAGAACGAGAUUCGCGGAAAGUUUCCGGAUUAUUCAAAUCGGAAGGUAAUUUGUGCGUUCUGCAUGCGUCGUUUCUGGUCCGCCGAGGAUCUCAGGCGGCACAUGAGGACGCACACAGGAGAGCGACCAUUCAGUUGCGACAUCUGCCGGAGGCGGUUCACCUUGAAGCACAGCAUGCUGCGACAUCGCAAGAAGCACAACGUUUCGUACGACAACGACGCCGCGCAGAGCGACGACGAAAGUGGCGCCAUCAUCGCCGUCUCUGCACCGGAGAAUCGCAUCGUCGACAACCAGAAGGACAACAAAAAUCUGAUCUCGAAAUUCGAAAGAACCGACGAGUCCGAUGGUAACGAGGGAAGCGAUUUGAUCAGCAAUCUUCUCGGCAUCCGAGACAGAUCCAUCAUUGAAAAGGUGCUCACUGCAUCCGCUGAUGACGCCGCUAAACUGUUGGGCGUCGGAGAAUAAGUAAGGUUUUCUAUUCUAUUUUUUUUUGUUUCGUUUACGCAUUCAUAAAUUGGUCGAGGUUAUUUAAAACUUUAAGUCUUGUAAAUGUUAAGGAGUUUUUAUAUAUAUAUAUA